AAAACGAUAAUUCCAAAUAGUCAUAGAGGAGUAGACUGCAUAAGUUCUAGUUAUAAGAAAUUGUUGCUAAAACCCGUCAAUUACUUAAACAGCAUUAUUAACAAUCAUUAUUUUGCAUAAAAGCGAGAAAGGUAGACAUGGCGGAUAGCAAAGUGAUUGAACGGCACGUCACCAAAAUGGUCGUGUUAGGAGGCCGAUUCCAACUGGGAGGCUUGUACGACUAUCUAAUCGACCACACCCUUCCAGAUCGGCAGUAUUGGGCAUUGGAUGAUGUGGCAUCCGCCACUCGAGUCGACGACCAGUUCAAGCUCGAAUUGGAACUACCUGACUCUGAAUCCACUAGCAACAAGUGGGAAAACAUGGGACUUGACGAUCACCUGAAAGCCACCGUCAUAGCUGGUCUUAUUGAAAAGUACCGCGGUGCUGUUGGCUACCUGAAUCACCGACAAGGACUGGCACAAGUCAGUCGAACAUUAAUUUGCCGGAUUAGCAAAUGGCAAGAAAAUUUAGAUAUACCAACUCUCUUUAAUAAAAAGACUCCACUUAAUGAUGCCUCUGGAGACGAAAAGCCAUCGCCCAAAUUGGAAAUAUGUCCAACCCAAAUUGUGGCUGGAAUAACCUACGGAGCGGAAGCUUACUGCGUCCUAACGCAGGAGCUCAACGGCAACAAAGAAGACGAAGAGGCUCGAGAGGCUGCCGAGGAAUACCUGUCAAACAUAGCGGCCAAGAUGAAAGAAGCUUUAAAAGAAAAGCAAAAUUUAGCAGAGUUUAACGAUCAGUUCGACAAAGAAAAGAAAAAACAGUUGAACCGCUUGAAAUGCCAUUUAUACGUUGAUGUCCUUACUCCGGCUUUCCGUGAAUGCAACGUUGUGGAUGCCUACAAAAACUGUCUCAAACUCAUCCAGCAAGUCCAAAUAUCUGAUAUUGGAAAUACCAGCAAGAUCGUCCCGAUUGCCGUCCGCCUAUUUCCUCUAAAAGUGAUCAUGGAACAAGCUGGAGGAGAAUUGGGUGUACCAUUCGAAUUCCAAGACGUCGACGGCGAAUUAAUAGCUUGUUGUUGCCAUGUCUUGGACGAACUGGAGCGAGUCGAUGCAAAGAUUGAAGUCUUUCGUAACAGCAACAAAAAGGUCAGCUUGACAUCUUUAAAUCAGUUUGAAAAAACUUUAACUAAAUACAAAGAAAUCAUGAAAAUGAGCUUUAAAAAAGGCAUCGUGAAAGCCCGUCAAACUGGUGACGAGGAAGAAAUCAAAAAGAUCGUCAAAAUUGCCGAAACUCACUCCCUUUUCAAACCAACUCAACUGAAACGUUGGCUUGGCUACAAACAGGCCGAGUUUGAAAUGUCAAGAAAAAUGUCGACGACCAACAAAAUCGUCUUCUUGACUGACAAAAAACAAUUAGAGAACGAACUGCGCGAUUCGUUUGAAAAGAAAUACGCUCUGGUACUGAGCAUCCCGCCGCUGGAUGAACGGACAAACGACAUCCUACUGGAGAUGAAAAAUUACGUUGAAACCUACGAGAAAUUAGUGGAAACUAGAAAGCGGACUAGCAGUGACGACAUGGAUGAAUAUAGCAGUGAGCCUGAAGAUGAUGACCUUCCGUGGCAUAUGAUUCCACGAAAAGAGAAGCAGGUAAUGAUUAAAAUCCGUGAGCUCGCCGCUCACAUAGAAAAGAAUAAACACCUAGAAGACAAAGUUCAGUUCUUAGUCUUAUUUGGAGAGAGAGGAACCAAGAAACUCGUAUGUCGCUAUUCUUUGUAUGAAGACGGACAACUGCUUAAAGACAACGUAAACCAAUUGCCCCGGCCUCCUACAAUGCUGCUGGUUUUCUCGGAGACCAGAAAUACCAGCAAGGGAAUGUCGAGCAUCCAGCUGAAGUGGAAUUGUGAAGACCUCGGUUUCCCGUGUCAUUUUAUUGUAGAAUACCGGCAGAGUUCCGGUGAAAAUUGGAUACAAAAGAAAACGACAAAGCCAGGCGAGACUGAAAUGAGGAUCCCUUACAAAGUCGGAUCGACUAAUAUGAAGAUUAGAGUGGCGACCGACUCUUGCAUCGGUCGAAGUGAAUUUAGUGAAAUGAUCGACACAGAAACUGCCUUGGACUCUAACGAAAAUGAAGAACUGGAACCUGAGAACGAAUCGGAACGGAUCUCUAAUGACGGACAGGAAACAAGUGCUCCAAGUAACGAAGUUCAUUUGACGCCACUAGCCAGCAGUGAGGUGCGUUUCGCUGAAAGGAUCGCGAAAAGCUGUAUAAGUAUCGGGAAGCGAAACGGAAUGGAUGUGUUGAAUGUACCACUGAUCAAAUGCAAUUCUGGGCCAAGUACAUCCGGCCAACGAUUUGCAUUCAACAAAACCGACAGUUAUAAAGGAAAGAUGCAACACAAAACGAUCCUGAUUAUGGGCGCCACCGGUUCCGGCAAGACGACGCUCAUCAACAGCAUGAUCAAUUACAUUUUCGACGUGCAGUGGGAAGACCCGUUCCGUUUCCAGCUGAUCCAAGAACAGGUGACCGGAAGUUCAAAAGCUGAGAGUCAGACGAACCGUAUCACGGCUUACGACAUCCAUCACGCGGAGGGAUUCCGCAUCCCUUACUCUCUGACGAUCGUCGACACGCCCGGCUACGGCGACACUAAAGGCCUCAACCGAGACCAGGAGAUCACCAACAUGGUUCGCAAGUUUUUCGAAGACAAAAGUGGCAUACAGGAACUGGAUGUGAUCGGCUUUGUCGUUCAAGCUAGUCUUCCUCGUUUGACACCAACUCAGAAAUAUAUCUUCGACUCGGUGCUCUCCAUCUUUGGCAAGGAUGUGAAAGAGAACAUAAACUUUUUGUUGACGUUCGACGACUGCCAGUUACCGCCUGUGUUAAAGGCCAUUACUGAGGCUGAUCUACCCUAUCCGACAGACCCUCAGACUGGCGAUCCGGCCCAUCACAAAUUCAACAAUUCCAGCUUCUUUUGUUUUAACUCGCCUGACAGCGAAGAGACUGAUGACGAUAAUUACUUUGAUCACUUCUUCUGGGAAACAGGAAUGGAAAAUUUCCAGCGCUUUUUCACCGUUUUAGCUACGAUGAAUACAAAGUCUCUUGCAUUAACCAAAAAAGUGCUUGACGAGAGAAAGCGGCUGGAAGCGACAGUGGACGGACUCCAGCCGCUCAUCAAAAUCAGAUUGACCAAGAUGGAAGAGAUGAGGAAGACGAAAAUGGUUAUUGCCAACAGCCAAGCGCAAAUCGAAGCCAACGAAAACGUCCACUUCGAGGUCGAGGUUACUAGGCCAAAAAAAGUUGACAUUCCAGCCGGCCAGUAUCUGACCAAUUGUAACAAGUGCUAUGUAACAUGCCACAAUCCGUGCCAAAUCCCAAACGACGACGGAAAAGUCGAUUGUGCUGCCAUGGAUCGUUCCAUGCCAAAAGAAACUCGCACCUGUAAAAUUUGCCCGAAAAAGUGCAUCUGGUACAUGCACUCCAACCAGCCGUAUAAGUGGGAAUAUGUCAAAGAGAAGCAGGUCACAUCAUCAGGCGCCAUUAAACAAAAAUACGAACUGGAACUAAAGAAAAAGCUAACGGCCAAGGAGUUGGUGGAAAUUCUAGAGAAGGACGUCGAGGAUAUCAACAAAAUUGUACUGGAAAGAGUCGACACUGUUACUCAAUGCAUCAAGAAGCUGGAUGAGAUCGCCCUGCGUCCGAAUCCUUUCUCAACGCCCGAGUACAUCGAUUUGAUUAUAACCACCGAGCAACGGGAAAAAGGUGUCGGCUACAAGGAUAGAAUCGAGAGUUUGGAAAAAUUGCGCGAAAUGGCCAUCAUUACCAGUAAAGUGAGGAAUAAAAAAUUGUUACUGAGCUUGGACGAAAAAGACGAUGAACUUGGCGAUGGCACGGUAGAUCAUGCUGACGAUCAUUAUGGGGCCUCCAUGCAUAGCCAAGUUGAUCAGGAAAUGUUCGAAGGUUCUUUUAUAUGUAAUUGAAAGUUUUUUAUGAUCAAUCCAUCUGAUUAAAUUCCAUCAUUAAAUGAAUGUCAUGUUUCAAAA
Daphnia pulex (common water flea) is the source of this 4019-nucleotide messenger RNA. RefSeq lists its product as uncharacterized. The transcript is spliced from 2 exons. The record is from RefSeq and is a predicted model, not a curated record. Lineage: Eukaryota; Metazoa; Arthropoda; Branchiopoda; Diplostraca; Daphniidae. Bases 138 to 3956 code for a protein of 1272 amino acids. Gene Ontology annotation, molecular function: protein binding; GTP binding.